AUGGGACAGCAAGGAAAAAUAGUUGAUGAUUAUGGUGAUAGGAGUAGUAGGGAUGGGACAGCAGGGAAAAUAGUUGAUGAUUAUGGUGAUAGGAGUGGUAGGGAUGAGACAGCAAGAAAAAAAGUUGAUGAUUAUGGUGAUAGGAGUAGCAGGGAUGAGAGAGCAAGAAAAAUAGUUAAUGAUUAUGGUGAUAGGAGUAGCAGGAAUGAGACAGCAAAAAAAAUAGUUAAUGAUUAUGGUCAUAGGAGUAGCAGGGAUGUGACAGCAAGGAAAAUAGUUAGUGAUUAUGUUGAUACGAGUAGCAGGGAUGGGACAGCAAGGAAAAUAGUUAAUGAUUAUGAUGAUACGAGUAGCAGGGAUGUGACAGCAAGGAAAAUAGUUAAUGAUUAUGAUGAUACGAGUAGCAGGGAUGGGACAGCAAGGAAAAUAGUUAAUGAUUAUGAUUAUACGAGUAGCAGGGAUGGGACAGCAGGGAAAAUAGUUAAUGAUUAUGAUGAUACGAGUAGCAGGGAUGUGACAGCAAGGAAAAUAGUAAAUGAUUAUGGUGAUAGGAGUCGUAGGGAUGGGACAGCAAGGAAAAUAGUUUAUGAUUAUGGUGAUACCAGUAGCAGGGAUGUGACAGCAAGGAUAAUAGUUGAUGAUUAUGGUGAUAGGAGUCGUAGGGAUGUGACGGCAAAGAAAAUAGUUGAUGAUUAUGGUGAUAGGUGUUGUAGGGAUGUGACAGCAAGGAAAAUAGUUAAUGAUUAUGGUGAUAGGAGUAGUAGGGAUGGGAGAGCAAGGAAAAUAGUUAAUGAUUAUGGUGAUAGGAGUAGUAGGGAUGUGACAGCAAGGAAAAUAGUGGAUGAUUAUGGUGAUAGGAGUAGUAGGGAUGGGACAGCAGGGAAAAUAGUGGAUGAUUAUAGUGAUAGGAGUAGUAGGGAUGGGACAGCAAUGAAAAUAGUGGAUGAUUAUGGUGAUAGGAGUAGUAGGGAUGGGACAGCAAUGAAAAUAGUGGAUGAUUAUGGUGAUAGGAGUAGUAGGGAUGGGACAGCAAGGAAAAUAGUGGAUGAUUAUGGUGAUAGGAGUAGUAGGGAUGGGACAGCAAUGAAAAUAGUUGAUGAUUAUGGUGAUAGGAGUAGUAGGGAUGUGACAGCAAGGAAAAUAGUGGAUGAUUAUGGUGAUAGGAGUAGUAUGGAUGGGACAGCAAGGAAAAUAGUGGAUGAUUAUGGUGAUAGGAGUAGUAGGGAUGGGACAGCAAGGAAAAUAGUGGAUGAUUAUGGUGAUAGGAGUAGUAGGGAUGGGACAGCAAGGAAAAUAGUGGAUGAUUAUGGUGAUAGGAGUAGUAGGGAUGGGACAGCAAGGAAAAUAGUGGAUGAUUAUGGUGAUAGGAGUAGUAGGGAUGUGACAGCAAGGAAAAUAGUGGAUGAUUAUGUUGAUAGGAGUAGUAGGGAUGGGACAGCAAGGGAAAUAGUGGAUGAUUAUGAUGGAUUCAUUUGUGGGGUAGGGAUGGGAAAUGUGGGAAAACAGUACAGCUUUGUUCCAGUGUUUACUGUCCUGGUAGUGGUAGGUCAGUAA
Mya arenaria is the source of this 1554-nucleotide messenger RNA. RefSeq lists its product as uncharacterized. Bases 1 to 1554 code for a protein of 517 amino acids. The transcript has 2 exons. The record is from RefSeq and is a predicted model, not a curated record. Lineage: Eukaryota; Metazoa; Mollusca; Bivalvia; Myida; Myidae.